CCCUUUCCUUGGAGAGAACAAAAAAAAAAAAAAAUCAGAAACCCUAGAAUUACGUCAUUCUCUCCGGCGAAUUACCUUUUUCAGUUCAAGACCGUCGGCCGGCGUACCUCUAAAAUCAUUCAAAAUGGCUAUGUACAUUCGUGUUAAGCGUAAUAAGACGACUUACUUUUUGCAAUGUGAUGCAACUGAGAAAAUUUUAGAUAUUAAGGAAAAGUUGCAUAACCUCAUCGAUCAGCCCGUUAAUGAUCAGCGUUUAAUUUUAGUCGCGACCGGAGAAGUCUUGGAUGAUUCAAAGACAUUGGCUGAUCAAAAGGUUGAAAAUGAUGCUGUUGUGGCACUUGUGUUGAGAAAAGAUGACAACGAAUUUGAGGAUGUGAACAUAGUGAGACCAGAUGAUUUUUAUCAGUCUCGUGAUGCAGACGCUACUGGUAAUUGGUAAGGUAGAGAAGGCCUCAUGGAGCAGGUCUUAUUUCAAGAAAAAACAUGUAAAAUCCAUGGAAUAGCAAACAUUUUGUAAGCCCUAUGAUGUUACUGUUUAUAUUCAGAUCGCACAUGUUUAUUGCGUUA
Messenger RNA from Erigeron canadensis, 567 nucleotides. RefSeq names its product polyubiquitin 9. Gene Ontology annotation, molecular function: protein binding. The transcript is spliced from 4 exons. The coding region runs from base 125 to 439 and encodes 104 amino acids. Lineage: Eukaryota; Viridiplantae; Streptophyta; Magnoliopsida; Asterales; Asteraceae. The record is from RefSeq and is a predicted model, not a curated record.